AUGGCGGCGCUGCGGGAGCCGAGGGGAGAAGCGGAGUUCGCGCGGCGAAUCGACCCCGCACGGGAGCCGGGGCUUAGCCCACAGCAGCGCCAGCAUAUGGCGCAAGUGGAGUGCGCCCAGCGGCAGCGCGCUCUGCAGCGGCGGCUCCGCAGCCGAAAUUUGCUGCUGGCGCUCGGUAUCGGCGCGGUGACUUUGGGCAUCUACGGCUACACCUUCUAUUCGGUGUCGCAGGAACGGUUCCUGGACGAGUUGGAGCAGGAGGCGGAGGCGGCGCGGGCGCGAGCCCAGACGCGGGCUGAGAGCGCAGCGAGCUGAGCACGGAGGGCACGGUAAACCCCGCGAGUAGGCUGCAGCCCCCGGGUCUGGAGCAUGGAGCAGCUGCCCUCGCAGGGGGCUGGGCCUGCACGGCACUCAGUGUGGUCCGGGAACAUGCAGUGGUGGAGCUCCCCUGCAGGCACAGUUCCCUCCACUGCAGGCAGCUGUCUUCUGCAGACCUGACACGGCCCCUGUCAGCGACCUGCCCCUGGAAGGGGCAGAGGUGCCCACACCUUCCCACAAUAAAUGUGCUGUCUGGAGACUGUGUCAGUGCCUGCUCUUAAAGAAGCUGUUUCCAGAGUCCA
Messenger RNA from Indicator indicator, 620 nucleotides. RefSeq names its product cytochrome c oxidase assembly factor 3 homolog, mitochondrial. Lineage: Eukaryota; Metazoa; Chordata; Aves; Piciformes; Indicatoridae. The coding region runs from base 1 to 315 and encodes 104 amino acids. The record is from RefSeq and is a predicted model, not a curated record. Gene Ontology annotation, biological process: mitochondrial respiratory chain complex IV assembly. Gene Ontology annotation, cellular component: mitochondrial inner membrane. The transcript has 2 exons.